Pocillopora meandrina is the source of this 12287-nucleotide messenger RNA. The record is from the annotation of a GenBank genome assembly. NCBI's taxonomy places the organism in Eukaryota, Metazoa, Cnidaria, Anthozoa, Scleractinia, Pocilloporidae.
AUGAACCUCUAUGUCAUCUUGCUCCCCCUUGUCAUACAGGGACUGGCACUAGGCUGUUGUGAAGGUAAGAUCGAAUCAAGAAACGAUGAUGAAAACAAAUAAACAAUAGAAAGAAACAGGGAGCCUCUUUCAGGAUCUUGCAAUUGACUUCAGGACUUGUUUUCCACCAAGAGCUUUAAUGAGCUUAACCGCUUUGCCCCUUAAUCACACGAGAAUAAAGGAAAUGAUCACCAACUGAAAAAGUUCUUGAUUUUUAAACAAAUUAUCCUUGUCAGCACUUUGUAAAUUUAUAGAGAACGGUUUGGAGAAUGUGCAUUCUGAUGUAGGGGUGUAGAGGAUUAAGGGCGUCAAACAGAAAGCCAUGAUUCUGAUUUAACUUUUGGGAUUCUAAAAGCUUAAAUGACAUUUUAAUGGAAGCCGUUACAUGUCAUAUUAUUGACACAACUCUUGUUGUCUUUGAUCUAUGUAGCUAAUGCUGCUGUAAGAACCAAUCAGCCAAUAAUGACAGUAUUUAAAACAGAUUGCAUAGUUAGUUUCUAUACAUGGUUGAAACUGAGGAUAAUGGGUAGAGAGGGAUCAAUAUAACUAAUGACUUUUAUGUGGAUUAUUGGUAGUUUUUUCAGUAUACACAAUUCCAUACAAAAAACGUUUCUUGAUUCUGAUGGUGACGAUUAGCUUGUCGAAACUUCCGUCUCUACCUUAAGCACCGACAACUGUCCUUCACGGGACUACUCUCACCUGGAGGAUAAGUCUACACGGUCAACUGUUACUCCUGGGUUGUAACCAUUUACUGUAAGCAUUAACCCUCGCAUUUAUAGAAUAUGAUGCUGACGACGUCAGUGGAGAGGGAUCCUGGGAUCAGGACGAUUGGAAUAGAAGUGGUGGUAAGAAUCCGCGAAAUACCAAAGUUGGGCAGAUUUAUAUUCUUAGCAGUUCGCAACAAAGUUCUUCCAGUAAGCCAUGUUAUAGACCAGAAGGUGACGAGAAAAUGUGUAUUGAAAGCUAAAUGAACCGAGAAAUGGGGCAGUAGUUUUGCCAAAUUAUAGUUUUGCCAAAUUGAGUUUUACUGACAGAAGCUGAUAUUGACUUUUGAUCGCUUUUUAUCUACAACACCUGUCAGAUACCAGCACAGGUGAGGAUGAUAAUUUCACUGGGUUUAAAUCUGGUUCGAGCUCAACCGACAAAGCCGAAGAUGAUGAAAAGCCCACAUUUUAUCCAAGAAUCUCGCAAACUUACUCCAAUAGGAUCUUUGUUACCUCUGGUGUUGGUGAAGACAAAGGGGGCUCCAAACACGAUGGCAGGUCACAAUACAGCUCGGAGAAUAGUGGAAACCAGGAGAACAACGAGGAUUUUGGUUCUUCAAUGGAUCUUUCUAAAGGUUUGUCAUGACAUUUUCUGUUUCAAAGAGUUCUCACGAUAAUUGCAGUUGUUGCAUCAGACUAGAGAGAGUGUUUCCGACCUAAGACGGCUGGGAUGAAAAUUAACAAAUCUUUGUCCCGAUUUAACUCACGCAGUUAUACUAGUUAGGGGUUAAAGUCUCUAAAUGUAAAGUGUUUUGUACCCAUACAUUGUGAUUGCAGAAUCUAGAGAAAUUUACGGAAAAACACCUUAAUAACCAGGUUGAUAGUUGGAUCCUUUGUCACAUCAAAAGGUCAAACGUGUUUAACACUGGUCUUCAUAGUCCUCCCACAGGCAUGGGCAGUUUUGCGCUUAAACACUUCUACUUUUCAUCAAGAGGCUACUAUGUAUCUCAAUAACCUUGAAUAUGUUUAAUAACCAAUAAGUACUCCAUAAUUUUCUAUUCUCCAGUUGGCGAUGCAAUCGAUGUAAUGAAAAGGCUUAAAAAGGGUAAGAUUACAAUGACAGAAAUACCUUCCCAAUAACGUAACAAGAUGUUUUUUUUAUUUGUGUGAAAAUCAUGCCAAAAGAACCAGUCAUGAAUGACAAUUUCCCUAUCCAAUUUAUUGAUUAAAUCUGUAAAAUCAAGAUAUGUCUGAAACAGCUUGAAACGCCAUAGCACAUAUAACUUGUUUUCAUCAAAGAGAACAAAUAUGGUAUGCUCUUAUAUACCGACAAUUCUCACAACCCAGACAGAACCUUUAUUGAUUGAAGCAUUUAACCGGUGUGGAAACUAAACUGACACGUGAGUCACAUCAACCGAAAUUUACUUUCGCAAGGAGGACGCAAUGGAAGCCGAAACAAUUUUUAACUUUGUUUCUACUCUUAUGCCCUUGCAGAAAUUACUUCCAACAUUCAAAAUUUUAACGCUUAAUUAUUCUUUCCACAGCUAAAUCAGAUCAGGAGUUUGCCAAAAAGCUCAGAUCAGGUAAGAAAACCAACCAUCCAGCCUUUCCUUCUAAUAUUUGCAUUAUUGCCUGCAUAAGACAACUCUGGUAAAGCACGAAGCAUAAAAUUAUCUCAACCCAGUAAGCAUGAUAAGCUGUAACACCUGACGGUAAUUUUUCUCUUUAAACGUAGGCCCUGAAAGCUUAGGCGUUGCUUUCAAAACGUUUGAACAACUUAGUGGUCUUUGGAUAUCAGUUAUGCAUAGAAUAUGGAGAGUUUGGAAGGCAAAAGGUAGGUAGGAUUACUUGCGUUCCUCCGAUAAGACUCGACGACUGCACGGAGUAAUGACUACAACCAAGAGAUAAACUCCGUUUCACAACAAUCAUGUAUCAACCGACAUAUUACAAACUUGCCAGAUCUAGUCAUAUGCAGACAAUAAUGCAAAACGAAUAUUAUCAAAAUUGAUGUAAGUGCAUGAGGUAAUAAACCCUUCCAUCUUCUACCUUUGACCUCAAGCAUUAUUUAGAUCCGUCAUGACUUACUGGAAGAUCGUGAAAAUAUACGUGAUUUGAUAACUGGGAGGUUUCUUUUUUUGGACGGUCAUAAGUUAAAGUAGUAAAGGUAAUCGAGGCUGUAAUCCGCCACCAUACUUGAAUUGUACUGAAUCAAAUUCUAAAUGUUUAAAUGACAGGAUUGCUUUAAAAUUUUUGUUCAAACAAACAGGAGCCAAAGUGGUAAUGCAUUCGAUCGUGAAUGAUAUGGUACACAACACAGGAAGAGCAAUCACACAGAAGUUGGGAAAAAUGCUGAACAACACAGUUGGUACGUACACCAAGAUUUAAUUAUGAUAAUUAUCUGUUAGUAUGCUGCCUGACGUAACCGCGAUGCUGUCUCGGAGCAACUUUUCCGUUGCUCAUUACAUUGACCAACCAUUCAAAAAAUUUCUUAAAUAGAGUCAUCCUUUUUGAAAAAAUGAUUCUAUGUUGCAGAGAGAAUGUUGAGUAAAAGAUCACACAUGAUGUCACAAUUCAAAAAUAAUAAAGUAGCUGACAUUUUACCGAUCAAUCUUGAACAAGUCCAAGGCAACAUGGACAGCAUUUGUUUUAUUACAAACAGGUGGCUAUCGAUGAUGUCAUACACGGGCCUAACCCUUAAGAGAUCAUAGGCUAGAACCAAUUGAGGAGUAAAUACAAUGCCGUAGUCUGUAAAGAUCAAAAAGGAAAUACAAUCUACGAUUGCUUCGAAUUUAGCAACUUCUAUACUCAUUCAGUUAUCCUUGAUAUUUCCUUGGUGCAAUUCAUUAAGGGUGUUUGAAAAGAAAAUUCCUAUAAAGUGUGAUCGUAAUGCUUGGGUGAGGCGAUUCCAAUAACCUGAAAUAUGCAUGAUUAUUGGCAAUAACAGAUGUGAAAAUGAACAGCAGUGGGUCAGCAGCUUUUGAUAAAGACGACGGUUCAACGGAACCCGAAAAGAAGCACAGAAUAGACACAGUUCACCAUCAAACAGGUAAAAUCAUAAGAAAAGCUCAUCCUUCCCUUCAUUGUUAAGGAAAUCUUAUUCAUUAUGUUUAAAAAUGUAAAGCUAUCCCUGUUCAUAAAAUUUAAAUGUACAUAAAACUUUUUUAAUAGGAAUAUCAAAUCAGUAGUAUCCAAAACAAUCCUAUCGUUGAAUUCUCUUUGAUUUUUAGAUCUACCAGUUCAAAGAGUUAGUAUUGAUUUUAUAAAGAACGUUUCAAGCAUAGGGAGGAAGUCGUCUCAUACGAAACGUAAGUUGAAAUCCUCUGACUGAGUGGCAGGAAAGUUUCCGUUCUUAAAUGAUCUGCCAUACAGACCUUUACUUUCACUGCAUCUUUUUUAAAGCAUGUUUCCUCGUGAGAUACAUCGUUGCCUAAUGGUCAGUGGAUCUAGAGCUCGUAGCUCAAGCUCUGGCCGGGUCAAUGUGUUGUGUACUAAAGCAUAAAAUUACUUAUCAGCUUUCAAUCCUUCAAAUCGCAUAAUUUGACUUAUUAUGCCCUUUCUCCCAAUGGAUAACCUUGGGAUUAGAACACCUGCCACUUCUUAUCCUUGCAAUGAUCAUUGUUUUUUAAAUGUGUAAAUAUUCAAUUUCAGCCAUUAAAGAACCAGAAGAGAAAGUAAAGGUGUCGUUUUUAAAGAGGAACAUGAAUGAAUCCAAACCGAAGCUAAAAUCUGAGACUCACAAUUUAAUGAAGAAUACCAUGUCUGUCAUCCAGAAAACGUCAGAGGAGAAAGAAAAUAAGAACUUCACUUCCAUUCGUGACAAAUCAGAAACUCGUUCUACUUUGGUGCCUAAAAUUACACUUCCCGUCUCAUUAACAAAUGGUGAAGAAAAAAGAUCGAGUACUAAUAACACCUUGGUGAUCAUUAACAAAGAGAAUCACAAAAACGUUGACGCGGAUACAGAGAGAAGCAAAUCUGACCCUCGUAAGGGAGAGAUACAGAAAGAAAAGCAACAUAUUAAAAUUAUUGAUGUAAAAGAAAGAGAAAAUAACUCUUCAAAAAAGUCUAGUGGUGACUCAUUGAGAAGAGAUGAUGAAAGUCGCCCUGAAAUAAAGUUACGCGGUGAAGACAACAGCGCACGGGGCGGAGGGGGGAAAAGGCCCGUGGAACUCGUAAAACCAGCGGUAAAGCAACUAAGUGCAAUCAAUAAAGCGACAAACGAUGACCAAAGAGAUCAAAACAACACAAAUAGUUUCUUUCCUAAGAGGAAAGUUAAUCAAAAUAAGGUAAACACAUCGCGAAGCGAGAUGGAGAGAGUGAAAAAGUCCGGAAAAUCCACAGCAUUGGAAACAAUGAGGAUAAAUUUCUUGAAACGAAAUAGGACUUCACUUUCAGAUCCUAAAACCACUCUCUCUUAUGUCAUUGGUUCGGAAACACGAGGCAAUAAUGUAUUACCAGCACUGCUCAACACAUCCAACACUCCUUUGCAUAACAAGUCUAUUUCUAGAAAUGAUUCAUCAACUUUACACAAGUCAACUUCAGCUGUGGAAAGUAAUUAUAGAGAGACAUACCCGACCGGAAAAAAGAUUCUUAAUGUUGAGAAGAAUCAAUCAAAUAAAGAACCUUACACUCAAAGGGAUAAAAAGAGCUCAAGAAAAGGACUUACUGGGAACAACACAACAACUACCUCCGAUGUGUUGCACAAAAGAACAAAAAAACCACCGUCAGCGAAAUCCGAGAAGAUAGUAAUAAAGCUAAAUGGAAAAAAGGGGGCAUCAAAAGUGAACAAGGCAAAUGAUACUGUUCAUGAAAAUUUUAAGGCUAUGGAUAUUCAUGAGGUAAAGGAAGGCAUUGACAUUAAUUAUAUGCAACGGAACGUCACUGCAAAAAUGAAAACAGAUGCAAUAAAAGAAACCAGUCCUGCUCAGUUCAGUGAUAAUUCAGUUCUCACGCAUCAAAAAAGGUUGACCUCGUCGAGAAAAAACCUCAAAGAAUCCAAAAUUACGAGUGAGGCAGCGCUAAAUACCUUACAGGCAAACAAAACAGUUACCAAGGAAAAUACCUUGACCAAAAGGAAAAAUGUUUCAAACUCUGAAAGAGGUUUCAGUAAUUCACAAAAUGGUGGAAUUACAUAUAACAAAGAAGCUACCCGUGGAGAUGUACAAAAAGCCCGUUAUAGAAAUCCAAUGCGGAUUGUCGUUGAAAUUGAGAACAGGACACAAACAAAAAAAAAUGAAAAAGGAAAGUUGGUGGAUGACAUCAGCUUUCCGCUUAAGAAGGAACCUCAGAAAGGUGCAGCUAUUUCAGUAGCAAGAGGUGAGUCACAACAGAAGAUCAUUGUGACCUCUCAAAAGCUAGGAAGUUCGAAAGGAGCCAUCCGAAAAGUUACAGAGGAAAAGGCCAAACAGGACCCAUUGGACGGUAAAAAUGAGACACGAAAAGGUAUGCCAGUCACAGUUAUGUUCCACAACCAGGCCAACCUUAUCAUCCAUUGCCAAAAGUAACACAAAAAGCCAGUAAGUUAUAGGGUAUGGACAGGGGUUAACAAGAGCGUAUGCUUGGGGGCAUACUCUUUGUCAAGAAAAUACCAUUGAUAAUUUAUAACUAUAAAACAACCCAUCUUGCCACCAAAUGCUAUUGAGACCCUAGUAGAAAUACCCAUUAUUGAAAUUCCUUCCGUAGUGACUAGGUUCGACUCAUUAAGGGAUAUAGUCACAGAGUUACUCAUGAUCAAAGGUUGAUAGGAACAUCUUCAACCCGUAAAGGGCAUACUAAUGACUAUUAUACCUGUUUUCCUGUUUUCUUUUUGUCGCUCCUAGCUCCUACCUUUAAAAUGCCAGCAUUGAAGAAUUUCGUUAAAUCUUACUUAUCUCAACGAAGAGUAGAAGACUAAUUUGCCAUUCAACUUUAUCACAGAUCAAACAAAUUCAAAAAGCAAAACACUGGAAGAGAAAGAAAAGAUUGAGAUCAAACCUAACUUAAAGAGAGGGGUACCGAGCGGCAAAGCGAGCAUCUCACAUGCACCUAACUCCAUGCUUGGGCGAAAGGAUAAAAAGGGCUCUGAGAACUAUAUAAACGAUACUCAGCAUUUACAAGGAAAUUCCAUCCCAGUUAAAGACGAAAACCGUCACAGGUCUUUCUCUAACAAGAUACUGGCAAAUCAUCCGGAAAAAUCUGACAAACUCGAAGGAAGAGACAAUGCGACAAAUGGCCCAGUAAAAACACGUGUAACGCAAGGUCCAGGAAAUGGCGUAACACAUACUUCAGGAAGUGGCGUGACGCAUGAUUCAGGAGGUGGCUCAAAAGAUUAUCCGGGAAGAAGCGUGACACGCGAUUCAACUGAUGAUACAAGACAUGAUCCUGGAAGUGGCUCCAUUCGAGAUCCAAACCCCACAUCAUCAGAUCUACUGACCAAGGCAACUAAACGCCAUCAUUCAAAACAUGUUUCUGAUAAUGAAAUAGUCAGACAUAAAGUAUCCCAUUCUCCUCAACAAGUAAUUAACGCCCAAUACAAGCAACUUAGUAAGCUAAAGCCAAUGUCAAAGCAACCAAACAAGCCUAACUCGGAGAGUGUUCCACCGCCAAAAGAUACUAAAUAUAGUAAGUAUUCAUUUCAUAGAUUUAUGGAUUCAAAAUAGAUCAGCUUUCUCCGAACCUCCCCCCCGAGUGGUAGGUGCACCGGACUUCAGAUCUGAAGGUCUGGGCUCAACUAUUAAAGAAGUGGGGGAUGUGUCUCUGUGUUGGAGUCACUGUGACGUGUUGGGUUACUGUGUUGUGUUGAGGUCAUUGUGAUGUGCUCUUAAACAAGACACUUAGCUCUCACAGUGCUUCUUUUCACCGUGAAUAUAAAUGGGUCCCGGAUGUAGAAUGGAGCCUUCUAGAUCGGGGGCCGAUUUCACUUUAUUGUUUUGAACUUUGUUUCUAAGCAAGUUCUAUGGAAAAAAAGAAACUUUUUCCAAAAAGGAACCCGAUUCUUACUGAUUUUGGAGCAGUUUUUUCAUAAUCUCCCUUCUUCCCUUUUAAGAGCAUUUCAGCAAGGUGAAGAUGUCACCAAAAUCGCACCAAGAUUUUCAGGCCUCACGGAAAACCAAAGAGGAACGGCCACCUAGCACCUCGAAGUCGGAAGAUCACCAAGCAGCUAUCAAAGGUAACGGGUGUGAUGGUUCAUCAUCCUUCCGAUCCCUAUUUAAAUCGUAAUACUCAAAUUUCAAAAGUCGCGUUGCUAGAAUUGGGCCUGAAUCUGGAAGAAAUCUCGUAGUCAUCUGCGACCUCCUUCAUUGAUUAAUAGAUAAAAAAUAAUUUAUCCAUUUCACUCUGUUACUGUGCCUUUUCCUUUCCGUGACAAAAUGGAAAGUCAACAUAAACGUACUGACGCAAAAGCCAAACCCGUCAUAUUUCAUAGCCCUUGAGGCCCUUUAAAUCCUACCUGCCCCAGUUAUCCACUUUUCAAUCUGUAAUAAAAGAGAAAAACGCCGUAAGCACCAUAUUCAAUAUGUUUGCUUUCUAACCCUAUUCCUGACCGCCCAGGCCGAUUGCCACACGGGAAGAGUAGAUUGCUUCAUGGGAAGAGCAGAUUGCUUCAUGGGAAAAACAGAUUGCUACAUGAGAAGCAUCGUCUCCAGUGAUAAACAUCUAUCAUGCCCCUGUCUUCAUGGAUCCUGCUAUGUUGAAAACGGAGAUUAAGGCUUCAGUCUACACAUUGACUGCGUAUUUCAAACACCGAAAAUGAUACUCAGCAGAACUAAGUGUCAAACUGAUUGGCCAAAAAGGCUUUACACUAAUGUUUUUGUUCUAUCAAAAGAAAUCUCAGGAAUUGACGAAAACUCUCCGUCCAUGAAAAUACAAAGCAAUUCAUCUGAGGGUGACCAAAGUCCAAAGAAAGAGGACGAAAAGUCAACGAAACCUAAUCCAGGUAAAAGCACAAGAGUUGUGUAAAAAAAGACAUUAAUAGAGUAGAAAAUCAAUGAACAUCAAUGCUAAACGUCAAUAUGAUGACCUAAACUGGCUUACACAAUAGAUACAUAUUUUUGUUUGCAAAAAAAAUUUCAGGAAUUGAUGACAAAUUGACGUCCAGUAAACUAAAGAAUAGUUCUUCUGGAAGGGAACAAACUCCUGCAGAGAAGGACAAACAAUCAUCGAAAUCUCACCAAGGUAAAUCUUCAAAAGGAUCAUCAUCAUUUUGUUUUUAGCCAAUCUCUAUACUUCGCUCAUUCCAUUUUCAUUUUAAUUCAGUCAUUACUGAAUCUAUUCAUCCUUUCAUUAUUUUAUUCACAUCUCUUUAUCAAUGACCAGUUUGUUACCACAAAAACUUCCACGUCGCUUUCCAAUUUAUGAUAUAAACCCAUAACGUCAACAGGAUAAUAAAUGAACAUGUAAGUAUUUUUUGUGUUAAUUGCAAGCGCUAAAAAUAUUCAUGACGCAGACUAACAUCCAUCAAUCAUCUUGUACUGACAGUUGAAGUCUUAACGUCUCGCACUCCUCCCACUUCUCUUCUGACGACUUCAAACGACGAUAACACAUACAGCAUUAAACAGAUUGUGCAAGGUAUUGAUUUUCUCUUUCGCGAACUCGAUGUAUCCUGUAGUAUUUAAUUUCAAACUUAAUGUUGCAGGGAAUUCAGACCCAGCAAGAUGCCGCAAAGACGUUUUUUUCUUUUUUUCUUUGCUAUAUGCAUCUCAUAUGCGCGGUUAAGGCUCGAAUGUUUGGGAAGGGGGUGGUAAAACUCUAACACAACUUAAUCCAAACUUGAAGUGUGACUUGUUGUUUGACUAACGGACUGACUAAUCCUCUACCCGCUACAAUUAGCUACUGCGGACUGCGGACUGGGACUGGUUACGGAGGAAAUUGAGAGAGGGGGUCCUGAAUAUAGAUUAGAGGAAUAAAGAGCUAUGAUGACCUCCAGCUUAUUGAAUAAUAUGCAGAAUUCAACUCGACACAUUUUGUGAUAUUCUUGCACAUCAGGACCAAGGGGCUCGAGUUUUGUUUACGGAAUCCACAACGAUGAUAAAGUUCACAAUUUGGAGAAAAAGGUUUCGAGGCUGGAGAGCGAGGUUACAGUUUUGGAGACAGCGAUGGCAGAUUUGGCGAAGCGCCUGCUGGUCGUAGAACAAAAGUCAGGUGUGAACAACUGGAAUUAUGACUCAAUCUUUAGUGUUUGAUGUUUUCAUUCAAUAAGGUAGAAACUUAUAAGCUGGGAUUCAAUGGCCACUUGUGUUCCCCAUGACCACAUGAAGCGUGUAGAUUUAGAAUGGUGUCUUCUCAGGCAAAUUUCGAAACAUGCAAUGCUAACACCGAAAAUAUAACAUCCCUGUUACUUGGUGUAAAAAUUGAGCUUUUUGGCUACUCCUUUAGUGGAAGCCGCGUCCACAACACAUUCAAGACUGAACCUUUCUAAGGUCUUCUCGACAACUUUUUUCCAUUUUAUCCGUUUUCUUGUUAUCCAUUCAAUUCUCCUCUAUCCUCUGCUUCACUUUUCGUACACGAAGGGAAGUCAUAGGAGAUUUACAGUCUUAAACUUCUUUAACGCUCUACCACACAUUCAAAAAUGUUCUGGUCUCUUUUCAGAAGUCCCUCAGCCAACAAUGCCGACCAUUAUCCACUCUUCCAUAAAAUCCGAGCCUGAAGAGAAGCAUCCAGCUCACAACCAGCAAACCAAUGUCUACAUUUCAAAAGACGAGGCUCCAAAACUACCAAAUCCCGAAAAGAUUGUCAUACCAAUUUCAUCUCUGUUCCCCGAAAGAUCAGGGCACGUAAGCAAACCUUCUCAUUUCAUUCAUGAGGAACAAGAAACCAAAGGUAAGUAAACUUUUUGUAAUUUGUGUGUGAUUGAAAUUUUUUAAACAAAAUCGCGAAUUUGUCCAGCUCCUUACCAUGUUACCCAUCUGCAGAAGCUCGGAUCAUACACUAUAUCCAAAUCAAAACAUUUCUACUCAUUAGCUUUUAUUACACUGAGUGUCACUAAAGUAAAACAUUAUGCACAUUAUGCAUAUUAAUCAUAUCAGUUCAGUAAAGGGUGCAAAGUAUCCAACUAAACAGAUGUAACUCGCAUCAAAUAACUCAUGAUUCUUAUUACUAAGACAAGUUUACAUUAGAGGGACCGUUGCAAUUUCACUUUUUGAUGGACGUUCAAAUUCUAUGAGGAGGCAACAUUUCCACAAGAGUUAUAUCGCAUCUUACGUUCUUCUGCCUGUAAAGCACAUUUGAAAAAGUCUCAUUAUUGUGAUCACUAAAUAACUGUAAUUUCAGUUGACACUCACCUCGAGAAUGAAGACCAGGUGAAGCCUCAAGAUAGUACUCGGCUAAGUUUGCGUGGAGGGGCUCAAUCAUCGCCCUCCUCCGAGGCCCACGCGGUGGUGCGCCCCAUAGUGAACAUCAUAGUACCAAACAACAGAGCAGACUUGUUCCCUGAUGGAGGUCAGUAGGAGCUUCAUUAAAUAUGACAAAACUUAACUGACCUGAGUUGUUGUUGUUUUUAACAUAUUAAUCAUUGUCAACGUUAUCAUUGUCAUCAUCAUCACUAUUAUCAUUGCUAUCAUUGUCAUUAUCAUUAUCAUUAUUAUCAUUAUUAUUAUUAUUAUUAUUAUUAUUACACUACCAUUGUUAGCUGGCCAAGAUCGUAGGUUUCUAAAUUGUUUACAGCAGCUAUUAUUAUAUGCCUUUUUAUAUUAUAUCUGUCAAUCUACCAGAAGUUCAUCGUCAAGGUAUUUUAUAUCUCGACGUUGCCUAUGCAUUCCUAGAAAACUCAAAACGUUUCAUUAAAUUCCCUAAUGCCAUAGUUUCACCAGCAUGCAUUCCAAGAUGUCAAAAUGGCGGAAGGUGCUUAGAAGGGAACUCUUGUAGAUGCCCGACCUUUUUCACAGGGGACCAUUGUGAGAGAUUUUCUCUCAAGGAUCUACUGGAGAGCCCUAAUCUCCGGGAGAGACCUUACAGAAAACUCCAACGAAUAGUCGUGUCAGAACCACCAGAUCGUCAGAUACUUGAUGGUACUCUAAACUUAGAUUCAGGCCCUCCAGCUGCUGUCGAAUACAGAGACAUAAGCCAGUAUAGAGACUUAAAUCAAGAUACUUUGCCCGCCAAAGAAUUUGUAGCCAAGCAACAGCCGACAGAGUCUACUUUACCUACCAAUGAUGCAGAAAUAGAUGGCGGUUCAAGAAGAAGACAACUUAUCCUCGAAAUUUAAAAAAAUCCUGUUAGGAUUUGAACUGAAAUUGAUGAUUGCAUCAAUCUGUUAAUCUCUUUGAAUGGUACCGCGGAAAUAUCCUUAGUCAUCACAAUUACUUAUGAGGGAACUCAGGCAAAACCACAGACACCGUCAUCGUCUCUCAUUAAAACUCAAAUCUGCCUUCACGGCGGCUUGCAAGGGAGCUGGCGCCAUUAGAGACAGCGAGACAAAUGCGAGCUAAUUUUGUAAUCGGCGUCACUCUGGUGAUUGCCUUAGUUCCCGAACAAAUAACAUUUUUUUAAAUACCGAAAAAAAAAAAUAGUACGAGAAAAAGAGGGUCAUCCUAGCUAAGGUCACGCGAUCAUUCACAGAAAGUUAUAUCGUCU